Messenger RNA from Saccharomyces kudriavzevii IFO 1802, 1578 nucleotides. It is a transcript of the gene DIE2, whose product is annotated as dolichyl-P-Glc:Glc(2)Man(9)GlcNAc(2)-PP-dolichol alpha-1,2- glucosyltransferase. Gene Ontology annotation, biological process: dolichol-linked oligosaccharide biosynthetic process; protein N-linked glycosylation. Gene Ontology annotation, molecular function: dolichyl pyrophosphate Glc2Man9GlcNAc2 alpha-1,2-glucosyltransferase activity. Gene Ontology annotation, cellular component: endoplasmic reticulum. The transcript has a single exon. The record is from RefSeq and is a predicted model, not a curated record. Lineage: Eukaryota; Fungi; Ascomycota; Saccharomycetes; Saccharomycetales; Saccharomycetaceae. The coding region runs from base 1 to 1578 and encodes 525 amino acids.
AUGGAUGCGAUGGAGAAUAUGGAAAACGACAACGAUGAUGUAUUGGAAGAAGAACCAGCGAUUCAAUUAAUUGCUCCAGGAAUAGCGAGGAACCUAACACAAGAAGUCAUUACCGGCAUUUUCUGUAAUGUGGUUGUAUAUCCGCUACUUUUGAUAUUUUUCAUUCUGACUUUUCGUUACCUAACUACAAGGAUUAUACCUUAUGAAUUUAUAGAUGAAAAAUUCCACAUUGGACAAACUUUGACCUAUUUAAAAGGAGACUGGACUCAAUGGGACCCCAAGAUAACCACACCUCCCGGCAUUUAUAUAUUGGGUUUAGUAAACUACUACUGUAUAAAGCCAAUUUUCCGGUCAUGGAGCACGUUGACUAUAUUACGACUGGUAAACUUACUCGGUGGGGUGAUAGUUUUCCCUAUCGUAGUACUCAGACCAAUAUUUCUUUUCAAUGCGUUAGGUUUCUGGCCCAUUUCAUUAAUGAGUUUCCCAUUAAUGACAACAUAUUAUUACUUAUUUUACACUGAUGUCUGGUCUACAAUCUUGAUAUUACAAUCUCUCAACUGUGUGUUAACGUUACCGCUUGGUCCUGUGAAGAGUAUAUGGUUGAGCGCCUUUUUUGCUGGUGUGAGCUGCCUCUUCAGGCAGACGAAUAUCAUAUGGACAGGAUUUAUAAUGGUCCUUGCUGUCGAACGCCCGGCUAUUUUACAAAAACAAUUCAAUACGCAUGCAUUUAAUAACUAUUUGAAGCUUUUUAUUCAUGCAGUUGACGAUUUUUCACACCUUGUGCUACCUUACAUGAUAAAUUUUGUUCUGUUUAUCAUUUAUUUGGUUUGGAACGGAUCCAUAACAUUGGGUGAUAAGUCUAGUCAUUCAGCUGGUUUGCACCUGGUUCAAGUAUUUUAUUGUUUUACAUUCAUUACUGUUUUCAGUUUACCCAUCUGGAUUUCCCGUAAUUUUAUGAAACUGUACAAAAUAAGAAUAAAAAGGAAGCCAAUACAAACCUUUUUUGAGUUUAUUAGCAUUAUGCUAAUUAUUAGAUACUUUACUAAAGUUCAUCCAUUCUUAUUAGCAGACAAUAGGCACUACACAUUCUACCUUUUCAGAAGGCUGAUUGGCAAUAAAAGUAGACUAGUAAAGUACCUUUUAAUGACGCCUAUCUAUCAUUUCUCCACGUUUGCAUACCUUGAAGUAAUGAGACCUAAUCAGCUCACUUUUCAUCCCAUCGCCCCACUUCCCAUUAAAGAAUCUAUACUUUUACCCAUACAACUGACGCAUAUUUCAUGGACUGCUUUAAUAUUAUGUACCAUGGUUACCAUCGUUCCAUCCCCCUUAUUUGAACCCCGUUAUUUUAUAUUACCUUAUUUCUUCUGGAGAAUAUUUAUUACCUGCAGUUGCGAACCUUUAAUAGAUGACCUAAAGCCUGCCAAAGAAGGCGAAGUCCCAAUAACUGUAAGUAGUACAAAGAGACUUUUUAUGGAGCUAUUAUGGUUUAUGCUCUUCAAUGUUGCAACUUUAGUUGUCUUUUCGAAAGUUUCAUUUCCUUGGUCUACUGAGCCUUAUUUACAAAGAAUAAUAUGGUGA